Messenger RNA from Sarcophilus harrisii (Tasmanian devil), 958 nucleotides. Its product is annotated as prostatic spermine-binding protein. The transcript is spliced from 4 exons. Bases 23 to 520 code for a protein of 165 amino acids. Lineage: Eukaryota; Metazoa; Chordata; Mammalia; Dasyuromorphia; Dasyuridae. The record is from RefSeq and is a predicted model, not a curated record.
AGCACUUCCAACCCAGAACAGAAUGCGAUUCUUCCAGGUCCUUGUCCUCUUGGGAGGAAUAGCCUGCAGUUUCCAUGGUGUUCUUUCUGAGCAGCUCUCUGGCACUGGGAGUGGAUUUUUCUCCAUUGGUGAAGAGAAACCUGGAGACAGAAUUCAGGCUGUUCAGUUUUUCCUGGGAUUUUUUAGUGAAUUCAAGGGCAUCCAGGUGAAAAUAAAUGAUCAAUGGAGUGAAAAAUAUGGACUCUCAGGAGGCAAUCCUGAGAAAUUCACCCUCUGGAAAGGGGAAGAUAUAAUAAAAGUAUCAGGCUACCAUAACCUCUGCAUCCACUCAAUCACAAUGGAAACCAACUUUGGAAGAGCUUUUACAAUUGGGGAGUCCACUGGCCAGAAAUUCACUGCUUCUCCCCCUGAGGUGGGAAUGGUGCUCAGUGGCAUCAGAGGCUUGCAUGACAUUAUAUGUAUCAAAAAAAUGUCAUUUGAUUGGAAAUACAUUCCUGAAAGAUUCAACCAUCUGAAAUAACUCUCCCUGAAUGAGAUCCAUGCUGAAGACAUCUCAACAGGACCUAUUAAAAACAACUAACAAAUUCUUCCCAGGACAGCCCAGCUGGGUCUCUGUUGAAGACACUUCAACUUAACAAUCCUGCAAUUUAGUAUCCUACAACUAUUGUCCACUAAGCCAACUGUCCCUUCUAGGAAAAAAUCUAAGUUGUAUUUACCUUGAGUUGUUUUUGUAAGCUUAUAUAUUCCAUGACCUGGGUUAGUCUUCCAGAGACCUCCAGCCAAUGGCUGGCCAAGAAUUCUGGAAUCUGAAAUGAGAGAAGAUACCCGUGACCCAGGUGAUGUGACUCUCCCAGUAGCUGCUGUUCUAAAAGUAAAGGGAGGAAAGAAGUUAAGACUAGGAUGGGGGGAGGGGAGGGAAGACAACUUAAGGGAAUUUAGAAAUCUAAUCAGUCAAUAA